This is a messenger RNA of Prunus avium (sweet cherry), 2111 nucleotides long. RefSeq names its product peptidase M1 family protein. The record is from RefSeq and is a predicted model, not a curated record. Lineage: Eukaryota; Viridiplantae; Streptophyta; Magnoliopsida; Rosales; Rosaceae. Gene Ontology annotation, cellular component: cytosol. Gene Ontology annotation, biological process: proteolysis. Gene Ontology annotation, molecular function: metallopeptidase activity; zinc ion binding.
AAAGUAGUUAUUGCAACGAAUAUCGUUCUCUCUCUCUCUCUUUAUAUUCAUUCUCAUUCGUUUACGAGACAUUUACGACUUCGCUUCACUGCUUGCUUGCACUCUCUCCUCCUUCUCCUCCGAGCUCACUCACCAGUUAGCCCUAAAAAUCAAUGGCGCCAAUCGACCCUCACUCGUUCACUGAGUCGACUCACCCACUCGCCACCCACAUCUCACUCUCUCUCUUCUUCGACUUCCCCUCCUCCAUCAUUCACGCCUCCGCCCUCCUCACCCUCCCGGCCCCACACUCUGGACCACUCUCCCUCGACGCGCGUGCACUCACCGUCCACUCCGUCCUCGACCCCCAAUCCUCUGCUCCCCUCCCUUUCUCCCUCUCCUCUCCUGACCCAAUCAAAGGCUGCCACCUCACCGUCUCCCUCUCCAACCACUCCUCUUUUCUCAUCGUCUACUCCACUUCCCCUUCCUCCUCCGCCCUCCAGUGGCUCUCUCCUCCCCAAACCUUCAACAAAACGCUGCCCUUUGUCUACACACAAUGCCAGCCCAUCCACGCGCGCUCCGUCUUCCCAUGCCAGGACACUCCGGCGGCGCGUGUGCGCUACGCGGCAAAGCUCAACGUCCCCCGCCAGCUAUCCGUCGUCAUGUCCGCUCGCCACGUGGACCGCCGUGACCCGAUCUCCGGCGAGGGAGCCGCGCUGUUCUCCACCGACGCACUGUGGUGCGCCGAGGGGAGAGUCGUCGAGGAGUUCGUGAUGGAGCAACCAAUCCCGCCGUACCUGUUCGCCUUCGCCGUCGGCGAGCUAGGGUUCCGGGAGGUGGGACCGAGAACUAGGGUUUACUCGGAGGCGGUUCCGGCGGUGCUGGAAUCGGCAGCGACUGAGUUCGCGAGCACCGAGGACAUGAUCAGGCAAGGGGAGGCCUUGUUUGGGCCGUAUGAGUGGGAAAGGUUCGAUCUCUUGGUGCUUCCGCCGAGCUUUCCGUACGGUGGUAUGGAGAAUCCAAGAAUGACGUUCUUGACGCCGACGGUGCUCAAAGGCGACUCGAGCGGCGCGCAGGUGGUGGCGCACGAGCUGGCGCAUAGCUGGACUGGGAACUUGAUCACCAACAAGACUAAUGAGCAUUUUUGGUUGAAUGAGGGUUUCACGACAUAUGCUGAGAGGAGAAUUGUUGAGGCUGUGCAAGGUGAGGACAGAGCUGCAUUAAACAUUGGAAUUGGUUGGCGGGGUUUGAAUAAGGAAAUGGAGAGGUUCAAGGAUAACUUGGAGGUCACAAAGCUGAAAACCAACCAGGAAGGAGUUGACCCAGAUGAUGUGUAUUCUGAAGUUCCAUAUGAAAAAGGUUUCCAGUUUCUAUGGCGCAUUGAACGCCAGGUUGGAAGGCCUGCAUUUGAUGAAUUUCUCAAGAAAUAUAUUGCCACCUUCAAGUUCCAGUCAAUUGAUACCGAUACAUUUCUCGAUUUUCUGAAAGCAAACCUACCUGGAAUAGAGAAAGAGGUUGACUUAAUAUUGUGGACUGAGGGUACUGGUAUCCCUCCUGAUGCCUAUGAACCAGUUUCCAGUAUAUAUUCAAAGAUUGUGUCAAUGGCAAAUGAAUUUAAGCUUGGUAGGAUGCCAAGGGAGGAUGAAGUUGCUGAUUGGCAAGGGCAGGAGUGGGAGCUCUACUUGGAGAACCUGCCCAAAUCUAUUGAAGCUUCACAGAUUUUGGAGUUGAAUUCACGCUUCAGGCUGUCCGAGUCGAAAGAUUAUGAGGUGAAGGUGGCAUUUCUCCUACUGGCCAUUGCUUCCAAGUGCAAAGAGCACUACGUUGAGGUGGAGAAAACUUUGAAGGCAGUUGGAAGGAAGAAGUACCUUGUCCCGCUCUACUCUGCUCUUGUAGAAGGCGGCACCGGAAAGGAGGAAGAGAAGAUUUUGGCCAAAAGGGUGUUUGCAGAGGCGCAUGACACUUAUCACCCUAUAGCUCAAGGUGUUAUUGAGACAAUUCUUAGCAAACACAUCUAGGAGGAUGGAGUUUGAGAAUGUAAAUCACAUGUGAAUUGAAUUUCGGAAGCUAAUCCCUUAUGAUGCCUGUCGUUGGCUAUGCUAAUCUCUGAGAUAUGUAGGCUAAGCCUUGAUUGC